AUGAAGCGUCGUGUUAAAUCUCCACUAUCCAGUGCGCGAUCGCCUUCACAAGCGUCUGAUCCCCGCUCGGCCGGAAAGAGGGAAGUCGGGACCUCUGGCGGCGACAGCAGUGCAGCGAAUGACAGUUUGUACAACGUCGAAAAGAUAAAAAGUCACAGGAUCGGGAAAAAGAAGAGCUUGGAAUUCCGUGUUAAGUGGCAAGGCUACGAUUCCGAGAAGGAUUUAACUUGGGAACCGGAAGAGAGCCUGCGGGAAGACGUGCCGGAAAUUGUCGAACAGUACUUUCGCUUGGUUGGCGGACGACAGAACAUACUCACGAGCAUGCUCCCACGGGGGAAGAGGGCGCCUAAAAGGAGUAAGAGAUCGUCUGCAGCGACGGCCGCAGCACACACGAUGUCGGGACAGCAACUCGAGAACGGCGCAAAAACCGUUGAGGACGAUUCUUCCACCGCUACAGAAUCAUGGCAGCCACCUGCUGGCUCAUGGGAGGAUGAAGUUGAUACCAUAGACUCUUGCGAGCGUGGGGGCGGCGGUAAGCUUAUUGUCUACCUUAUCUGGAAGAAUGGCAAGAAGACGAAGCACGAGACGCCCGUUGUCUACAAGAAGUGUCCGCAAAAGAUGCUGCAAUUUUACGAGCGACACGUUCGAAUUGUUUAA
This is a messenger RNA of Pochonia chlamydosporia 170, 657 nucleotides long. RefSeq names its product chromo domain-containing protein. Gene Ontology annotation, cellular component: nucleus; pericentric heterochromatin. The transcript has 5 exons. Gene Ontology annotation, biological process: negative regulation of transcription by RNA polymerase II; chromatin organization. Gene Ontology annotation, molecular function: chromatin binding. NCBI's taxonomy places the organism in Eukaryota, Fungi, Ascomycota, Sordariomycetes, Hypocreales, Clavicipitaceae. Bases 1 to 657 code for a protein of 218 amino acids. The record is from RefSeq and is a predicted model, not a curated record.